This is a messenger RNA of Oryzias latipes (Japanese medaka), 3775 nucleotides long. It is a transcript of the gene cckbra, whose product is annotated as cholecystokinin B receptor a. The record is from RefSeq and is a predicted model, not a curated record. Gene Ontology annotation, biological process: neuropeptide signaling pathway. Lineage: Eukaryota; Metazoa; Chordata; Actinopteri; Beloniformes; Adrianichthyidae. Gene Ontology annotation, cellular component: plasma membrane. Gene Ontology annotation, molecular function: neuropeptide receptor activity; gastrin receptor activity.
AGAACAAGGUUUCUUUCAGUUACUCCGGGAGGAUUGAUCUUUUUCUCUUUUUUUAUUUUGCCUCCGUUCUUUUGUUUUUCCACAUGGAGGAAAGUUUCAUCCUGCACUGAAAUGAAAAAAAAGGUGUGAAGGUUUAAGCCAGCACAGAAGUACAGGUGAGGCGAAGCGUGGUGAUGGAGAGGGUGGCGGGAAACGCCAGCGCGCUGGAGGGGUCGGCGCACUGCGGGGAGCAGGGGAACCUGAGCGCGGAGGUUGGCGACUACAACGCAAGCUGCAGCAACGGCUCCAUCCUGACAAGACCGCCAGUCAGAGCCCGAGAGAUGGACUCGUUUCGCAUCCUGCUCUACUCGCUCAUUUUCCUUCUCAGCGUCUUCGGGAACCUGCUGAUCAUUGUGGUGCUGACACUGAACAAACGCAUGCGGACAGUCACUAACUCCUUCCUGCUGUCCCUCGCGGUCAGCGACCUGAUGAUGGCCGUCUUCUGCAUGCCCUUCACGCUCAUCCCCAACAUACUCAAGGACUUCAUCUUUGGAGCAACAAUGUGCAAGAUUGUCACCUACUUGAUGGGGGUUUCUGUCAGCAUCUCCACCUUUAGCCUUGUGGCCAUUGCGAUCGAGCGAUACAGCGCCAUCUGUAACCCGCUGCAAUCCCGCGCCUGGCAGACCCGUUCCCACGCCUACCGUGUCAUCGCCGCCACCUGGGUCAUAUCACUGCUAAUCAUGGUGCCAUAUCCGUUCUUCAGUGCCCUCAAGUCUUUCCCAAAGACCAACGGCACCAUGGGGCACAUGUGUCGCUUGGACUGGCCCAGUCAGCAAGCUGAGCAGACCUGGUACGUGCUGCUGCUGUUCACCCUGUUCUUCGUCCCGGGAGUGGUGAUGAUUACAGCUUACGGCCUGAUUUCCAGAGAGCUUUACCGAGGCAUUCAGUUUGAGCUGAGCCAGAACAAGGAGACCACUGGUCAGAAGAAUGGUGUGAUGGGGUCAAAUGACGAUGACGGCUGCUACAUUCAAGUUUCCAAAAAGCCCUCGUUUGCUGUGGAGCUUCCCACGCUCUCCGCAACGUCCAGCGCCAUUCAGGCCAAGACCGAGCGCGCCCGUAGUAACACCUCAGAGGCCAAACUCCAAGCCAAGAGGCGAGUCAUCCGCAUGCUGAUGGUGAUCGUAGCUCUCUACUUCGUUUGCUGGAUGCCUUUGUACUCGGUCAACACAUGGAAGGCCUUCGAUGACAAGUCUGCCUCCAAAACCCUGUCAGGAGCUCCCAUCUCUUUCAUCCACCUGCUGUCCUACACCUCCGCCUGCGUCAACCCAAUCAUUUACUGCUUCAUGAACACGCGUUUCCGUAAAGCCCUGCUGUCCACCUUCGCCUGCUGCUGCCGCAACCGCCUGUGCCGUUUGUGCUGGUGGCGCAGGAGGAGGGAGGGUGAGGACGGCAUCAACGCCGCCUCCAUGGCCACCUCCAUGGUGACCUCAAUGUCCAAGUUCAGCUACACCACCGUCAGCAGCGCUGGCACCUGCUGAACCCCUAGGAGGCUCGGGUGCUCUCAUCAUUGGCUGUCAGCAGCCGUCAUGUUGUGCGCCAUCUGUUUUCACCCCAACUUCAAUUUCUCACUCCUAAUAAAUUUUGAGUCAUGCGCUGAGUGAGAUCCUUCCUAAAAGGUCUAGUUCAAAUUUGAUGUGCAAGGUGGAAAAAAAUAACCUGCUGCUUGAGUUUAGUGACAUUCCUACAGUGGUAAUCAUUGGCAGCAACUACUUUAUUGCAACCUGGAGAAAACAUCAAGUGCCUGUGCGCCUCGUGUAGCUUUGUUAUUAUUCUGUGUUUUCCUUAUGAUACGAGUAGUAUACAUAAAUACCAGCUUCUAUUGUUGUAACUAUUGGUAAAUGUUUUGAUAAAACCAUGCGACAGGAUUAUUUUUAAUUUUGUUCCUUCUUUUGGUUUACUGGUUUUCACAAAGAGUCAGAAAAAAGUGGGGGGGAAAUGAAAGAAGGCUAAAAAGUGUUUUAAUUAUAGAGGAGAUUGGGGCUAUUGCAUGUAACAUUCUCAUUUUCCUUUUAACAACUUGAUAAAACUUGCCUGAAUGUGAUUUUUUCCCCCCUAAUCUCAAAGACAGUCGUUCUUUCCUUUCCAAAGAUUUCUACGAGGUCAAAACAUCACAAGAGCACCUCUGUUCUGUAUGUUAGUCCACCUGCUGUCCAAUCCAUGUCAUUAAUAUUAUUUGUGGUCCUUCAUUCGGCUGUCAAAAAGAUCGAUAUCUGACAUUUUGGGAGCCAGGGCGGGGUGACGGCGGAGAAUCCCAGGAGAAUGUUCCGAAUGAUGAAUUGAGGUUGGCUACUUUCGGUCAUUUAACUUUUCAUUUAACGCUGCUUUGACCAGAAGUCAAGAGACUGGCCAAACUAGGGCUGGAGAUUCUGUUGGAUGGGACCAAUUCAGUAAAGUUAUGUGAUAUAUGAGGCAAAAGCUGUGAAGAUCAAGGGUAGCUCAAAGCAGUGACUAAAAGUGAGACUUACAGCGAGUCAAGGGUCUGACUUCUUGGACAACGUCUACGUUGUCCAUAGUCCAGGUCUAAACGAAGGAGCCACAUUUUCAAGCACUUUACCAAUAAACACAAUCAACUUUGAUUAGUGGUGCACGCUUGUUAAAAAACUCGUUUUCACCUUUGCAAACUGCGCCAGGGCACAUUUCAUUUGAUCAUAUCCAAGCAUGGAAUGAAGACGAGACAACAGACAAAUGCACCAUCCUUGGGGGUCAAAGGUCAGAAGAGGAUUUAUCAUAAUGCCAAAGUUGGAAUGAAAAUGAAUGAAAAGUAUGUAUGCAAAGGGUUGUAACUGAAUCUGAAACUCAAGGACAGAUUAAUCUUAAUCUUAAUUAAUCUUAACCUUGAUUUUAAAAACCUAAUCAGGAAUGUAGAGAUUUAUUAUAGCUUCAAUCAGGAAAAUCUUUAACUUUUAGGGUCGGCAGCUAAAAUAAAGUUGUUUUUUUUAGCAGUAUGGGGUACGUCUGGUUCUGGUCGAGGACUUCCGGUUGUGGACGUUGACGUCUGCAGGCAAGUCUUGUAGUUUUUUCCCCCUUUAGUUCCAUAUAGCAGACAGAGGAAGGUAUUGAACCAUGGCACACUCAAGACGAUAUAAACUCAAAUUCAGCUAUUUCUGUGCUAUGUAGAAUCCACAGUGCCAUCUGAUCUUUGGUGGUGCUAAUUGAAAGGAACAAAACUGUUGACAGAGGUCUGGUGCAAGGCAACAAUCACCAUUUUUUUCCCUGGAGGUCAAAUGCAGAAAGGUUGGGUCACAUGUAAGCUAGAGAGCAAAAAAAGAAGUUUGUAUUAGUCCUUAGAGCAUGCUUUGCGUUACCUAGCCAAUUAUCGGAUUUGUAACUUGUAACAAAUAUGGCGAAGCCUUAGCAGAACUGAUUUCCUUCCAUAUGCUUCAGUAGCUCUGACUUGUGAAAACGGCUUUGCUUGAAAGAACCAUCAAGGACAAGACCAUGGCACAUUGUUGAAAGAUUCAUUUUUGAAAUUCUAAACCUUCAGUUAAAGAAAUAUACUCAAUGGUAAACAGACCUUGCAGAUUAAAAAAAGAAAGAAAAAAAAGUGAUGUAUAAAGAACAUGACACACAUCAUGAAAACUUAAUAGAAUAUCUACUUGGAAAAUGUGCGUCGAUACUUCUUUGUUGUUUAAUGUUGUGUAUUUGCUCAAGGUGUCAUGUCCUUGAAAGAAAACUGUAAUGAAAAUGAAACCGUGAAAAUAAUAAUAAUAAAAAAACACAACUAAAUUGGAAUCCA